Messenger RNA from Parasteatoda tepidariorum (common house spider), 5186 nucleotides. RefSeq lists its product as uncharacterized. NCBI's taxonomy places the organism in Eukaryota, Metazoa, Arthropoda, Arachnida, Araneae, Theridiidae. Gene Ontology annotation, molecular function: chloride channel activity. The record is from RefSeq and is a predicted model, not a curated record.
CUUAGUGCAAACAACUCAACAUUCUCGUCUGCUGCAGUUUCGAUAUUUUGGUUGAAGUUCCGGUCAUGGUGAAUUGUUUACAAAUCCGCUGGAGAUUGGAGUGAACACAGUUUCUGGACGUUGACAAUGUCUUGACGUUUGAAUUUGUAAGCAAACUUGAAAAUCUUCAACUAUGUCUAAAAUUGAGCUGCAAGACUCUGAAAAAAGAUGACUGUGACUUACAGUGCAGAAGUUGCUACCAGUAGAGGUUUUGGCUGCUUUUGGAAACUUUUAUUUAGAUGGAGAGGAAGUAUUUACAAACUUCUGUGGCCUGAUUUAUCCUUAUAUUUCCUUUUUUACUACUUUUUAAGUAUUUUGUACAGAUUCAUACUGAGUGAAUCACAGAGAAGGUACUUUGAGAAGGUCUCCUUGUACUGUAAAGCUUAUGGGGACUUGAUUCCUGUGUCGUUCAUUUUGGGUUUUUAUGUAUCAAUUGUUGUCAAAAGAUGGUGGGAUUCUUUCAAUUGCAUUCCAUGGCCAGAUACUUUAGCAUUUUUUGUAAGUGCCUACAUACAUGGACAGGAUGAAAGAGGACGUUUAAUGAGGAGAACUAUGAUGAGAUAUGCUAAUUUGGCAUUUGUGAUUACAUUGUCUUGCAUUAGUCCAUGUGUUAAAAAAAGAUUUCCUACUAUGGACCACUUAGUUGAUGCAGGUAUAUUGUUGCCAAAUGAAAAGAAAAUUAUGGAACAGUUAAAGACUUCUCACACAACAUAUUGGAUGCCUCUAGUAUGGGCAUCUAGUAUUGCCAUUAGAGCUCGAAAAGAAGGUCGUGUGCGAGAUGAUUUUGCUUUGAAUACUUUGGUUGAAGCAAUGGCAAAUUACAGGGCACUUUGUGGAGGUUUAUUCAACUAUGAUUGGAUUAGUAUACCACUCGUCUAUACCCAGGUUGUUACACUGGUCGUGUAUACAUUUUUCUUAUCUACCCUCAUGGGAAGACAAUACUUGGACCCUGCUCAAGGUCAUCCUGGUUACGAUGUUGAUUUGUAUAUCCCUGUUUUUAAUUUUCUUCAGUUUUUCUUCUACAUGGGCUGGUUAAAAGUAGCUGAAACCUUAGUUAAUCCAUUUGGAGAAGAUGAUGAUGAUUUUGAAGUAAAUUGGGUCAUAGAUCGUGAUAUUCAGGUAUCAUACCUCAUUGUUGAUGAAAUGCAUCAAGAGCAUCCUGAGCUAAUUAAAGAUCAAUAUUGGGAUGAAACGUUACCUGAUCUUCCGUACACAGCCGCAGCUAUGCCAUUCUAUAGUGAGCCACCCAUGGGUUCAGCUGCCAAUUUGGUUAUACCUCCUCAUGAAGCUGAAUUUGUGCCUUUGGAAACAUUAGAUGAAGAUGAACUUGAAGAUAUUAAGAUCAAUGCCAUACCCUAUGAGAAAGGUGAUAUGAGAAACCGCCUGACUCACAAUUUAUCUGGCAGUGUUUGUAGUGGAAUAUCUAGACUUGGUCAAUCAUUUCAACCUGCCUCUUAUGAGAAGAGAGGAGGAUUUUUAAAUAUGAUGACUGAUCUCUUGAGUAGAGAAUCUUCUGUUCGAAAGAAACUAAGGAAAGCACCGUCGAAGGACAGCACAAUAGGACCCUCCCCUUCUUGCAAUACGUCUGGACCUCCAACACCUGAUGAAUUCAAAGACCACAGUGGAUUAAGUGACGACAUAUUCCAUCUUUCGGAUUUGUCUUUGGCGGAUUCUCGAUGUGCUCAAAGUCCCAGUUAUUAUACAACAAAAGAAGCUGCUGACUUCUUUUGGUCUAAAAAACCAGACAGAUAUUUCAGAAAUCUCCGCCGAUCUCAACUUUCCAUUUCAAAAGGAGGCUCUACUCCGAAGAGCGAAUUGGCCGAUGAAGAGAGAUUACGAACACCCCGUGUAAUUCGUAAGAAAAGUUCAAAUAGUUUAAAGAAUUUCUUCAAGGCUGCUAAAUACCGUGGAUCACAAAAGUCUUUAAUAGAUAAUAUGAAACAUGACCCAUUAGGAUCUCGGAGAACUUUAAGAACCCAACAAAGUGAAAUUAGUGAUGCUGAUAGUAUAACAGAAAAUUUCGAUGACAAUGAGAAUAACGACAAGAAUUCUGUCAACUCUGAUGAAGAAAUUACUAUCAUGGAAGUUCAUGACAAAACUAAAAGUAUUAGCAAAAGCAACAAUUAUAUAGACAAUCCAGCAAGUCCACAAACUAGUUCGCCGAUCACCAUCAGCAAAAAGCCUCGAAACAGCUUGCCACAGGUCCAUUCAUCACCAGAAAAGAACAUCUUCUCCAAAUUCACUAAACAGCCGAGCACCGCUACUCUGGUACCAUCAGAUGGCUCGAAUGAAGGGACACCACUGGCGCACAGCAAUAAAAUCAUCUCCAGUCUCAAGAACCAGCCACUUGAAGAGACUGAAAAAAUGAACACUAAUGAUAUUCACAUCAACUCGCCAGAUAAUAACACAAUGGAUGUGAACAUGCAGAACUGUCCGAUGUCUGCAAAACCCAAUCUCAUGAACAGUCCGCAGAAGAAACUGUUUUCGAGGCGGCAUCCAAACAGAGCCAGCAGUCUAUACUUGAGCUCGCAACGAAAAGGCAGCGAUGCAGAGAGCCUGUCAGGGAUUCAAAAGUUUUUCGGGAGGCACAGGGGAAGUAGGCGUCAUUCCCAUACGAUGAGCCAGCCUGUGAGUCCUACUGAAGCUCCUUCACCCGAUGCCGGGAGGAAGGUUUUCUUCCCUCGGGGGUUGUUCAGUCGUAGAAACAGCAGGGGCACUAAAGAUGUAGGGAAAUCGUCCCACUCUCUCCAAGCACAAGAGAAACAUGAGAACACAGUCUCGCCAAGUUUUGAGGAUGUCGAAAAUGCAAAAAAUUUUGAUUCAAAAUUCUCUGAAGUAUAAAAGUCUUUGUUAGUAUUGCAAAAGAUGAUUUGAUGGUGUUUAUAUUUUUGCUUAAUAUUAGUUAAAUUUUACCUAGUGAAAUUUAUCCUGGCCUUUGGUAGCUUUUAACGUUUAGAUAUAUUUUACUACAUCGUCAAUUCUAGUGACUCAAUUUAUAUUAUACAAUAUUAAAAUUGCUUCACAGAAAUAUAUUCAGUUACAGAUUUAGAAUCAUUCCUAAUUUUGAAAACCAAAAAUAUAAAUUCUUAGUGUGGACAUAAAAUUCAUUGAAGUUUGAUAUAAAUGCAGCAAUUUUAAUAAGAUUGAGUCAAUAUUUUCUAAAAAUAUUACAAAAAUUGCUCACAUCAUUGAAUUGUGUGUUGCUAUUUGAUAAAAUAAUUGUAACAAUUUAGGCUGAAUUGCUGAGAAAUUUUGUCUAGCUUUUACAAAGGCAAACAGCAAAAAAUAUUUUUGAAAAAAAAAAAGCGAAAUAUUCUAAAUGGAAAACUGUGCAUGCAAGUUCUGCAUAAUAUUGAACAUGAAUUAUAUUUGUAAUUCAAUCAGUAAAAGCGUACUUCAAUUCGCUAAAUUAAUAUAAUAAUUUUAAUUCAUAAGAAUAUGGAGAAAAAGGUACGGAAGUUCACAUUUUCUUUUUCUAGCAUUAAAAUUUUACACACAAUUAGUUGGUUACAUUGUAGUAUGAUAUACUUUCUUGUUUAAAUGGCCACUGAUUAGUUCUGUGAGCAACGCAGGUUCUUUUUUCCCUUGCAAACAAGUUCUGAAGGGAUAUAAAGAUAUAUUUUGCUUGUCGCUAAUUGAUUUAACUAAUAUUAAGCAUUUGGAAGGAAAUUUACAUGGAACACCUCUUCACAAACAAAAUGUUAAAUCCUAUAUAUACCAUGGAGGUAAUAUAUUCCUAGUGUAAAUUUCAUAUAAUGACAUAUUGUAAAUGUUUUUGCUUAAAAAGCUGACAUGCUCCAUGCUAUGAGAAACUUAAAUACCCAUACUGGUUAUUAAUGUGCUAUUCAUUAACUAUUGUUAUUAGGGUGUUAGUAUCAUUUUUUUCUUUAUUUUAUUAUAUUUAUGCUGUAGAUCAACGGUUCCCAAAUAAUGUUACGUGGAACCUUAGGGCAGUGUUUCCCAAACUUAUGAUUUUUGUGUACCCUUUUUAAUUUUUUCGUAACGCUGUGUACCACUAAUAAAAAAAUGAAUGUAAUUUUUAAAAAAUAUUUUUAUUUUUUGGUACUAUGUUUUGUUAAUAAGUUUAUUUGCUUCAGUGAGACGAAUAUUGUUUUUGCUCUGAUAAAGAACAAUUGCACAAAAGUUAAAAAUCACAACUGGCUGUUGACACCACUAAUUAUUAACUGUUAACAAAAAUAGCCAAUAGAAAAAUACAUAAUCGUAGAUUUUCAUGGCUAGCUUUGUUUUUAAAUAAAAAUUUUUGAAAUUUUCGUUUGUUGCAAGACAUUUUGCAUAAGAAAGCGUAGCCCUGCUGAACUGUUUGGGGACCCCUGGGGGUACGUGUACCACACUUUGGGAAACACUGCCUUAGGGUAAUAAACGUUUAUUGCCGAUUUUUUAAAUUUUUAUUCCAAAGAAAAUCGUAUUUUGCUAAUUUUCAACUUAUUUAUAGACACCAAAAAAGAAAUUCAUAUCUAGACUUGAUUCAGUUAUAAAACUAUGAAUUUAAUUGUCUGACAUAAAACCUAAUUUAAGUUUAUUAAUGAUUAAAAAAUUUAUUCCAUUUAUAAAGUUAGUUACAGAAUAAAGUAAUCUUCUAGUGGCUGCAAUUAUCUUAAUGUACUUGGUUUAAAAGAUUCAUGGUUCCACCAAAAGAAGGUAGAUCAUUUAAAGUACCACAGUGGAAAACAUUGGGAACCGCUGCUCUAGAUGCAAACUUUAAUCAAAUCUAGUCAUUUAUUCUACAUCUCAAGUUAAAGGGAUAAACUUUUAACUUGCUUUAAUUAGUAAUGAUUUAGUAUCUUUUUCAUCCUUUUCAUUUUUAUAUGUUUUUUUUUAAUCUAUAGAUAUGGACAUAAUCUUAAUUCAUGUAUUAUAUUAUUGGUAUUAUUUUAGUAUUAGUAUUAUUUUUAUCUUAGUAUUAUUGUUAUAUUUUACAAUUUUGUGCAUUUCGCUAUUUGCAACAUCCUUCCAUUAGCAUAUCAAGAGAACCUAAUGUUAUUAACAUUUGGUGCAGAAUGGCUGAUUCUAGUCCUUAUGCCAUUAAACAUUACAUCCAACUUAAUUUUCUCUAGAUAGAGUAAACCAACCAGUGAAGGAACACUUCAUAUAUUGAUUAAAAAUAAGAAUUGGAAAGUUUUUCUUUA